Molecule: messenger RNA, 1570 nt
Organism: Sphaeramia orbicularis (orbiculate cardinalfish)
Lineage: Eukaryota; Metazoa; Chordata; Actinopteri; Kurtiformes; Apogonidae
Product: G-protein coupled receptor 22-like
Exons: 4
Coding region: 212-1534 (440 amino acids)
Biological process (GO): cellular response to hormone stimulus; G protein-coupled receptor signaling pathway
Cellular component (GO): plasma membrane
Molecular function (GO): G protein-coupled receptor activity; peptide binding
Source: RefSeq, a predicted model, not a curated record
AAACCUGAAAACUGGAAAUUCAGCAGAUGAAGUGAAGAGGGAUGUUGUCAAGACAAAGUCCAGUGAGACGGCGUGACAUGUGUGGCUAAGGCCAAGAGGACGGCACCAGGAGGGAGUGGUAAGACUGGCACUGACGUCACACCUGCAGAUGGAUCCAUGAACCCAUGGAACUGAGCGCUCUACAGGCCUCUUCCUCCCUCCCAUCAGGAUCAUGCACACGUCGGCAGUGCUGAUCUCUGCAGCUACCAUGAGCAACAUGACAGUCGUCGACACUGACCCGUCCGACCUCGACAUGUCCUCCUCUGAUGUCAUCUACCCCGUUAGCUUCCAGGUUUCCCUGACAGGAUUCCUGGUCCUGGAGAUAGUUCUGGGUCUGAGCUCCAACCUCACUGUGCUGGUCCUCUACUGUUUGAAACAGAACCUCAUCAGCUCCGUUUCAAACAUCAUCACCAUGAACCUACAUGUGGUUGAUGUGUUGGUGUGCGUUUGCUGCAUCCCACUGACCGCUGUGGUGGUGCUGCUUCCCCCAGAGGCUGACACUGCCAUAAUCUCCUGUUUCCACGAGGCUUGCGUCUCCUUUGCCAGUGUGGCUACUGCUGCUAAUGUCUUGGCUAUCACCCUGGACCGCUACGACAUCUCAGUAAGGCCGGCUAAUCGUGUGCUUACGACGGGUCGAGGUGUAGCUGUACUGGGCUCCAUCUGGGCUCUGUCGUUUUUCAGUUUCUUGGUUCCGUUCAUGGAGGUGGGCUUCUUUAUAGACUCUGGUUCACACCUGGUCAACCAGACUGUAGAGGACACCGUGGCUCAUAUAAACCAGUACUACACAGAGCCAGGUCUGUACUAUCACCUGCUGGCACAGAUUCCCAUAUUCUUUUUCACAGCACUAGUCAUGCUAGUGACGUACUACAAGAUCCUCCAGGCACUAAACAUCCGCAUCGGGACACGUUUUCAACACAACCUGCCUAAAAAGAAGAAGAAGAGCAAAAACCCUGCGACUCAGCUGGAGUCAACGGACGCAUCUCAGAGCAGCACAGGUGUGAGGGCCAGUGGGAGUGGGGGUGGAGGUGGGAGUGCCCCUUUAGGCAUGAGGACGUCAGUGUCUGUCAUUAUAGCGCUGAGGAGGGCAGUAAAGCGCCAUCGAGAGAGACGUGAGAGGCAGAGGCGGGUCUUCAGGAUGUCCCUCCUCAUCAUCUCCACCUUUCUGUUGUGUUGGACACCAAUAACGGUGCUCAACACCGCCAUCCUCAGCACCGGGCCCAGUGACAUGACGGCUCGUCUACGUAUGGGCUUCUUAGUCAUGGCUUACGGGACCACCAUCUUUCACCCACUGCUAUACGCCUUUACCCGACAGAAAUUCCAGAAGGUUUUGAAGAGCAAAAUGAAAAAGAGGGUGGUGUCUGUGGUGGAAGCUGACCCCACACCAAACAACGUGGUCAUCCGUAACUCCUGGAUCGACCCCAGAAGAAACAAAAAGGUCAAGUUUGAGGACACGGAGGCCAGACAGACAUGUUUAUGUUCUCAGGAUGCAGAAUAAAAAGAACUAACUGAGAUGUAAAUAUGUCAAAUAUGU